This is a messenger RNA of Ostertagia ostertagi, 306 nucleotides long. The record is from the annotation of a GenBank genome assembly. Lineage: Eukaryota; Metazoa; Nematoda; Chromadorea; Rhabditida; Trichostrongylidae.
AUGUGGUCGUUUAUGGAAGACGACAUUUAUGAGAGAUGUUAUGCUUACUAUCGGAUGCUUUCGUUAAAGGACCUGCCAAUGAGACAAAUAUAUUUCUAUGGUCCCGGCGAUAAUGUCUGUUCAUGCGAGUCAAUCGAGGCCUUCGCUUCAAUUCAAGAGCAACGGGGUGCCGAAACCUAUCGUCACAUGUGGAAAGACUCGAUGCAUUGCCAGCAUUACCGUAGUCACAGUGAAGAGUACGAGAAGUACUGCCUGGACUUUGUACUCAACGGAGUCCCGAGACGACGGCGGUGGAGGCUGAAGUGA